Molecule: messenger RNA, 3612 nt
Organism: Thyridium curvatum
Lineage: Eukaryota; Fungi; Ascomycota; Sordariomycetes; Thyridiales; Thyridiaceae
Exons: 2
Coding region: 1-3612 (1203 amino acids)
Biological process (GO): regulation of transcription by RNA polymerase II
Source: RefSeq, a predicted model, not a curated record
AUGCCUUCCGCGCCCUCCACCCCGCGGCGCAGCGCCUCAGGUCGCCGGCGCGGCCGUCCCCCAGGCACUACGAAUGCCGCUCGCGCGGCGCGCCUCGCCGCCUCAGCUACCGAGCCCCCGCCUAAACGGAGGAAGUACAUCCCGGGAGGGCCCGGUGGCGGCGGGAGGUUCGUGGACGAGGAUGGUACAGAGAUCCAGGCCGAAGCUUCCGCCUCUGCAAGCGCUCCUCGCCCGAGACCCAACCCCCCUAUGGCAAACGCCGCGCCAUCGUCACCCCUGUUGCCCCGUCGCGAACGGAGCACCAGGACUAGAUCAACAGUCAGUCGCUACGAUCCCGACGAGGAGCAAUAUAGCUCAGCUGCCGCUGUUGCUGCAGCGGUUGCACAAAGUGAGGGAUAUAAGCCUAGAGAGGAGCGAGGCUGGGAAGAGUUCCAUCCCAAUCUCGAUAUCGAGGCGACCUUCAUGGUCUUUUCUGCCGAUGAUGUCGAUGGGGUUGCGAAAUCUACGCCACCGACGCCUUCUGCCCAGUCGCAGGGACUGUCAAUGAACGGUGGUGGCACACAAGAUGCGCUUCUGCCGGCUUCAUCCAGCAACGGUGCCCUUGGCGCCAUCUCUAACAAUGCUACGCCUGGCACGCCGACAAGGCGUAGGAUUGGCAGGCCGUCGAGGGAUUCUAUCUUCUACGGCACUGUUGGUACAACACCAAAGACUCCGCGGGCGCUCCCUAUACACAACCAAACCCCCAAGGAGAAGCUCGAUCUGAAGCAGCCUUCGUAUCGCAAGACCGAUCGAAUACUGCUCUUUGAGAGCAAGACAUUCGGGCAAGCGCGCUAUGUCGACAAGGCCAUGAUGAAUGUUGGCUACCAAGAGAGCGACAAUUAUUUCAGGCCUGAUCGGAGACUCAUCAAGGCGGGUGAUGCCAAUGGUGAGGACGAGGCUGAACAGGCAAGCGCUACCAAGACUGACGGCGAUUCACAUCAUGUGCCAAGUAAUGUCGGGCGAGUGGAGUAUGAUAUGGAUGAGCAAGACGACAUGUGGCUGGAGAAGUACAAUGUCCAGCGGAAAGUCGGAGAGAACGAGCCGAUCACGCGCGAGAUCUUCGAGAUCGCCAUCACCAAGAUUGAGAAGGAGUGGCACGCGCUCGAGAAGAGAAUACCAAAGCCCAAUCCAAAACCGCCGCAGACCCACAGGCCGAGAUCGAGCUCUGCUGCGGCUGUCAACGGCGAGACCCAGGCAGGAGAAGAGCAGGAUAGCAAGUGCGCCAUCUGCGACGAUGGAGACUGUGAGAACACAAACGCCAUUGUUUUCUGUGACGGUUGCGAUUUGGCUGUCCACCAAGAGUGCUACGGCGUGCCCUUCAUCCCGGAGGGUCAGUGGCUCUGUCGGAAAUGCCAACUUAUUGGUCGUGGUAUUCCGGUAAGUGCAUCUCGGUCCCUCCUAUCCUUGAUCGACACAAUUAUACUGACAUUUCACGAGACGUGCAUAUUCUGCCCGAACACUGAAGGGGCGUUCAAGCAAACGAACUCCUCAAAAUGGGCCCAUCUGCUUUGUGCUAUGUGGAUUCCCGAGGUCUCACUGGGAAAUCAUACCUUCAUGGAGCCUGUCAUGGAGGUGGAGAAGGUGCCCAAGAACCGCUGGAAGCUCAGGUGCUACCUCUGCAACCAAAGCAUGGGGGCUUGCAUCCAAUGCGGCAACAAGGCAUGUUAUGAAGCAUUCCAUGUUACCUGUGCGAGACGAGCCCACCUUUACCUCAAGAUGAAGAACAACCACGGCACAUUGGCUGUCCUGGACGGCAGUAUGAUCCUGAAGGCGUUCUGCCACAGACACUGUCCGCCAGACUACGCCAAGGAACACAACGUGAAGCAGGCGACCAAGGCAGCCAUCCGAUUCUACAAGAAGACCAUGAAGGGCCGCAUAUGGGUCAACAGCCAGGACACAGCAAGAGAGCUUGCAGCAACUUUCGCGAACCAAAAGUUCAUCAUGCCGAACCCCCCAGAUGAGUCCCAGGUCACGGGAGCAAAACUCGACGCAGUGCUCAGUGGUGACAAGAAGAAGGGCCAGCCGGGCAAAGCACUGUGGAAGUUGCCCUCCGGUGCACCGAUCAUACCUCAGGCCGUCUUCGACCUGGUGGAGAGCUCGCUACAGCGUUUCACUUUACGCAAACGAAAGGAGUUUGUGGCAGACGCAUGCCGGUACUGGACGUUGAAGCGCGAGGCGCGGCGCGGCGCGGCGUUACUGAAGCGACUCCAGUUGCAGAUGGAGACCUUCUCCUCCAUGGAGCUGACGCGCCGCAACUUCGCUACGAUGGGACCAUCCGGAAAAGCCCGGUUGGCACGGAGAAUCGAAUUUGCGAAGAACCUGAUCAACGACCUGGAGCAGUUGAAGUCACUCGCUGACGAUGUUGUGAAGCGCGAAGAGCAAAAGCUCGAGGGUGCUGAACUCGAGCAAGACUUUGUCGACACCUGCUACUUUCCCAUCCACAAGCUACUGCUCCCUGUCGUUGAGAAAGCCAUCUCGCUUGACAAAGAUGUUUUCAAUGAUGGCCUCGUUCAAUUGCAGACCCGCUUGAACGAGCGCUUCUACACGACUACUCUUACAUUCACGCACGAUCUUUGCGAGGUCAUCCGUGCAGGCAUUAACUCGACGCAUGAGACUAGUGGUGCCGAUGCCACGGGAUCCGAUGCUGUGGACGUGUCGCCAAGCAAGAUCAGCAACUAUUCUGAAUCCAGGGAUCGAAAGAGACUCGGCAAGAGGAUUCUCAAGGCUGUGCAACCUCAGCUGGAGGCCGCGCUGAAGGCCGAGGCAGACAUCAACCACAAGUCAUUCGAGACCCAGUUCCAGGAGCUCGAGCGCCGAAUCGCCACGAGUCUAGAGGCUCAGCCGCUGCCAGCAACUGCCGAGCUCCCGGACGUGGACAUACCGGCGAGAGAUCAGAUUCAGGACGUGAUCAUGGCUGAUGUGGGCGACGAGGGGGAAAUCGUCGUGGCUGACGCUGUCAGUGAGACUGUAUUGGUCGGGCGUGACACGGCUGGAGGCGAUCCAAUGGAUCUAGACGAGGCUGCUGUCGAUGGACAAGCUGUUGAUGAACCAAGCGACGAGAAAGUCGUGCAAGCCAACGGCAUGAUCUCGUCAUCGGCGUCUGUUGCUGGGCUGGAUAAGGAGGCGGAUGACGGCAAAGACGAGGACGCCGAGGCGAAUGGUGUAGGAUCUACCGACACCCCUCCCGCAGACAGCGGCUACAUCCCCGUUGCUCCUCCUGCUCUUCCCGGGCCGCUGACUCCUCCUCAAUCUAAUGGUAGUGUGGGCCGCGGACCUGCUGACCCUUUGAACGACGGUGGCAUUCCUUGGUACAUGAAAGGCUUCCACCUCGAGGGCACCAGCGCAGCAGAAGAGCAAUGGACGGGCCGCGACGCGGUUCGCAGUCUUAGCGAGGACCUCACCGACAUGGACGACGAGGAACUGAACGGACUCGAGUUUGACGUGGAGGAUAGCACAAUCACGGCGUCCCCCGUCAACGAGUCCUCGACGGCCGCCGCUCCGGUCUCGAGUAAGAAGAAGGCUGCAGCUACCAAGUUUAGGAAGGGGAUCCGGAGCUCGGCCAGGAGGCGAUGA